AUGGAUACAGAAACCCCGCCGAUGCAAGAUCAUGACUUCGUCAACUCGCAGUGGAUUGACAUGGGAGGAUAUGCGGUAGCUCAGCAUCAGCAGUUGACCGAAUUCUCUGGGUUUCAGUUUGGAUCUUCUCCCAUCAUGCCAAUUGAACCUGCAUAUAGCAUGUCUAUGCCCCAGCCUUAUACAACACAACACUUGAUUCCGCUCACCAUGUCUUCUCAAUGGCCGAGCAUGCUAUCUACUCAGCCUGGCUUCGCGCCAAUGCCGGUUGCACCAAUGCCAAUGACUCCAAUUGCACCUCCUUUGCAGCACGUUCAAACGCCUCAGAUACCGACGCCACCUACCCCGCGGAGAACUUUGACUGAUGCCGAGCGCCGACGCAUGUGCUUGUAUCAUCAGGAGAACCCGCAUGUUAAGCAGACCGAGAUUGGAGCUAUGUUUGGCGUUGAACGAAGUACCGUUUCCAAAGUACUCCGUCAAAAGGACAAGUACCUCUUCCCCGAUGAUGGCCAUCGAUCACCCAUUAAGAAGGCGAAAGGGAAGUUUCCAGAUAUUGAACGAGCCUUAUCAAACUGGGUUAAGAACCACCAGCGACAAGGCGGGGAUAUCAAUGAUGCAUUAAUCAGGGAGAAGGCUUUAUUUUUUGCAAACACCGUCGGCAGCCCUGAAGGCCAUGAGAAGAUCUUGACCUCAAGUUGGCUAGAGAGGUUCAAGCAAAAGAAUUACAUCAUUAGCUCCCCAGGCAGGAAGUCCUCUGUCGACUCGAUUAGUCCAAGGAAACGGUCUACUAUCAGGACACCCACCCAGCUCUCUCCUGUUUCCCCUACCCUUACCACGACACCUUCUCCCAUAUCUCCAACACAGCCUGGAUCUGCGCAAGAGGGAGAACUCAGUGAACUCGGUAAUGACGCCUUUAACGCACCCCUACCCCAGGAGAAUAAACCGGUUGUACCACCCGCUGUCACCAGAGCAACAAGUGAAUCAAACAUAAUCUUCUCUCAUAACCCUUUUGCACCAUCUGAACAUACAGGCUUAGGUGUGGAAUCAAAGCGAAGACGGAGCCAAACAUUGCCUCUAAUGAUCUCUGGACCCUCCACGGUCAAGGAUGAAAUCCCAGAGAGCUUAUCGCCUACAAACACCUUCACCCAAUCAGGAGUCAUCGAAGAGGAGCCUACUGAGUAUAUAGGCGCACCUGCAAUGAAACGGAACUGCAGCAAUCCAGAAAUAACCACCAAUAUCACUUCUAUGCAACCGCCACCCCUUCCAAAAUCAAAGAGCAUAUCAUCUCCGGCCACCACUCCCAGCUCUCCGACCCAGGAUGAAGCUCGAAAGGCCUUGGAGUUGGUCCUCAACUACUUCCAAAACCAGUCAACGGAAUUGGCGAUGUCUGACUAUCAGAUUAUAGGGAGACUCAUGGAGAAACUAAAACUAGCACAAGGCCAGCCCUAUAUACAACCCAUGAAAGCUACCUCCCGAGCCAAGUUCCACACCGAUAGACCUCGGCUCGGAGAGUAUUUACAACGACUACCGCUCGCGCGGACUGGGAAACGGGGAUAG
Microsporum canis CBS 113480 is the source of this 1554-nucleotide messenger RNA. RefSeq lists its product as hypothetical. The record is from RefSeq and is a predicted model, not a curated record. NCBI's taxonomy places the organism in Eukaryota, Fungi, Ascomycota, Eurotiomycetes, Onygenales, Arthrodermataceae. The coding region runs from base 1 to 1554 and encodes 517 amino acids. Gene Ontology annotation, cellular component: nucleus. The transcript is spliced from 4 exons. Gene Ontology annotation, molecular function: DNA binding.